AAAGCCGCGGCCACCUGUCAAUGACGUAAUCACAACGCGCCGCUGAGGAGGAGGUGGCGGAUGCCUCUUCGAAACAGUAAACUGUUGUCUCCUUUCGGCUAAAAAGCAGCUGUUAGGAUGCCAAAGAAGUUCCAGGGUGAAAACUCWAAGGCAGCCACAGCCCGAGCCCGAAAGGCUGAGGCCAAGGCUGUGGCWGAUGCCCGCAAGAAGCAGGCGGAAGAGGAUGCCCUCUGGGAAGAAACUGACAAACACGUACUUAAAAAAGGCCAGAGGAAGGAUGACAAGGAGAAGAAGAGGAUGGAACUCCUUGAGAGGAAAAAGGAAAACCAGCGACUUCUGGAUGAGGAAAGUGCUCAGAUAAAAGGCAAAGCUCAGAGGGAGGCUGGAUCUGGUGGAAAAGUAACUCGUGCCCAAAUUGAGCAGAUGAUACAGAACGAGCAGCAACAGGAGCAGCAGAUCCAAGAAAAAGAAAAAAGCCACUUGGAGACUCCGUUGGAGGAGAACAUUAACAGAGUCAUAAGUGAUGAAGGAGCUGUGGAAGCCAGAACAAUAGAGGACGCCAUCGCUGUGCUCAGCACGGGACCAGAGGAGCAGGACCGCCACCCAGAGCGGAGGAUGAAAGCGGCGUUCGCUGCCUACGAAGAAGCCAACAUGCCCCGACUAAAACUGGAGAACCCCAACAUGAGGCUGUCGCAGCUAAAGCAGCAGCUGAAGAAGGAGUGGAAUAAAGCUCCAGAGAACCCCCUGAAUCAGCGAUUUUCUUCCUACAACUCCAAGUGAAUUCUUUCUUUUUUUUUUGCCACGAUUUGUUUUGGAAACUCUGCUGGAGCACAUUAGAGACUUGUAUUGGAAAAAAAGUCACAAUUUCAGUCAAUAAUGUGUGCUGCUGAUGAGAGUUUUGCCUCUAAGUAUCCAUAAAUCUUUCCUGUGCCAGAGGACAUCCACUAGUGACAAAAAAAGCAAAAUUUAUUUUUUAUCAAAUUAACACCGUAUCGUGUUCAUGCUCAUAGACUCUAAUGAGACUUCUCACUAAUUAAAUUUGAUCUGUUCUUUUUUUUUUUGCCAGCCUUUCUGGAGAGAUGAGAAGCCAGAUGUUUUGAGCGUAACUUAUUAAAGUUCACCUCAAAAUCGUUAA
Messenger RNA from Austrofundulus limnaeus, 1135 nucleotides. RefSeq names its product coiled-coil domain containing 124 (gene ccdc124). Gene Ontology annotation, molecular function: transcription coactivator activity. Gene Ontology annotation, cellular component: nucleus. Gene Ontology annotation, biological process: transcription by RNA polymerase II. The record is from RefSeq and is a predicted model, not a curated record. The transcript is spliced from 5 exons. NCBI's taxonomy places the organism in Eukaryota, Metazoa, Chordata, Actinopteri, Cyprinodontiformes, Rivulidae. The coding region runs from base 118 to 780 and encodes 220 amino acids.